AUGUACUCGUCGCGCAGAGCCCUCACACGAGCUGCUCGACUUGGCUGCCCAGGUCAGAGAAGGCCGGUUGAUGCCGCCCAGCGACAGUGGCCUCGGCACGCCAGCAACGCUUCCAGCCAAGCGCCUCGGGGUCGAAGAGGAAGGGCGUUCGGUUUCGCCGCCGUCUUCGCUACCGCCGCCGCCGCCGCAUACUUCUAUCCCACGUUGACGUCCCCGGCGGUCGAACAGUCGGAUCCAGCCGUGCCGCAAAGGACACAAGUCGAGUUCGAAAAGGCUCGCAAGCACGGCGCAUCGAAAGAAGAUAACAGGGCUCUCAUCAGCUCGCAGCAUGUGCAAAUCAAGAACAGCUUCGAGCAUCCGGGCGUCUACGCUUGGGGUUCCAACACUGGCAAGGUCAUCGACCCGAGCUCGGAGGAAAAGUACGUCAAGCUGCCUCGGCGCAUCGCAUUCUUCAACGACCAACUCCUCCGUGACCUGAAGCUCACCCAGACGUUCGGCGCGGCAAUCGCGGAAAACGGGGAUUUGGUUCAGUGGGGUCUGGGUUACUGCAAGGGAGACCCUCAACCGAGGACGUCAUUGAAGGGCAAGGAUCUCAUCAAGAUUGACGUCUCGGCGGACCGCAUCGUCGCACUCUCCAGGAAUGGCACCGUGUACUCUCUUCCAGCCUCGCGCGAUGACCAAGAGGCUGGGGCGAAGCAAGAGCAACAGAAAAGCUCGUGGUCGCUGUGGAAGGCUGGGGGCAAGGAGGGCAUUAGCUUCCGAAACCUGACACCAAAGACGCUCGGACGAGGCGAAAAGGUGUCCGGCAUCAGCAGUGGUCUUGAGCACUGCCUGCUGCUGACGUCAAAAGGUCGCGUCUUCUCGGCCGCCUCGAGCGCCACCUCCUUCCCAUCCAAGGGUCAGAUGGGCAUUCCUGGUCUGUCGUGGGAAACAAGGCCCGAGGGUGCCUACGAUCAGGCGCAGGAGAUUUCGUCUCUCAAGGGCGUCGAAGUCGCUCAGAUUGCCACGGGGGACUACCACUCCGCCGUCUUGGACAAGGCGGGAAGACUCUACUCUUUCGGCGACAACACGUACGGCCAACUCGGCUGCGAGGUGGAAGGCCUGCUCCCAUAUCUCUCCACGCCCUGCAUGGUGUCGACCAACAAACUGUACGCGAACAGCGGGCUCGCUCCAAAGGUCACGAGCAUCGCCGCCGGCGGCACCAACACGUUCUUUACCGUCGACGCCGAGGCACGGCUGGGAGAGGUACCGGCCGCAGCACCUGCGAGGAGGAUGCCGAGAACAACGUCGGAUCUGUGGGCGUGCGGUCAAGGUGUGAGCGGAACGCUGGGAACGGGAAAGUGGACCCAUGUUUCGCAAGCGCCGACCAAGGUCAAGGCGCUCUCGUCGUUGUUUGAAUUCGACGAGAAGACGAACAAGAUGAUGGCCAUCAAGCUCAAGUCCAUGAGCGUGGGCGCGACGCACUGCUCGGCCGUCAUGGACAACGUGACGAACACGGAUAUAUCGAGCCGAUCAACGGAGAACGAGACCAACUGGGGCUCCGACGUCAUGUUCUGGGGCGGAAACGAGCAUUACCAGCUCGGCACCGGCAAGAGGACCAACAUGAACGCACCGACGUACAUUGGACCGCUGGAUGGCGGCGAGAGCGAUGCGGACAAGGGCAGACAAGGGGAGGCGCACCGGCUCUGCCUGACACCUCGAUCCACUUCUCGCAUCGGCGAGGGGGGCAAGGGUCGUAAGGUGACAUUGGAGCAGAAGGUUGAAUGCGGCGUGUUUGUCACGGGGGUAUACUCUGCCGCGUAA
This is a messenger RNA of Drechmeria coniospora, 1803 nucleotides long. RefSeq names its product rRNA processing protein. NCBI's taxonomy places the organism in Eukaryota, Fungi, Ascomycota, Sordariomycetes, Hypocreales, Ophiocordycipitaceae. Gene Ontology annotation, cellular component: mitochondrial inner membrane. Gene Ontology annotation, biological process: mitochondrial respiratory chain complex III assembly. The record is from RefSeq and is a predicted model, not a curated record. The transcript has a single exon. The coding region runs from base 1 to 1803 and encodes 600 amino acids.